AUGGCACACAAGAUACCACGGAGAAGCGUCAUUUACGGUACACUCCUGUUGUUUUUGUUGGUGGUAGUGUUUGCUGCUGAUUACUGCCUAGACUUUGAUUCUGUGGCCAAAUCGAGUGAGACCCACCCUAAUAUACCAUUGGCCAAAAACACCAGCAGCAGGAAUACUGAUAGUCCAGACACCACAAUGAUGAAGGAGUCUCUGCGCUACAUCCCACACAGUACCAUGCAGACAUGGAGGGAGCGUGACUACCUCAUUGUGUUUGGCAUCCCAUCUGUGGAUAUUGAUUCGAGGCGGAGACGCCGUGAUCUGCAGCGGACUACGUGCUGGCAGUUCCCCGGUGUUGCACGGAGGGCGAAUGACUUCACUGGUGCCAUGUUGGUGUUGUAUGUACUUGCACGGCACCCAUCACAGGGCUACAAUUAUUCUGCUGCACUACUGGAGGAGGCUACUCUGUGGCAUGAUGUCAUUACACUGCCGAUGAAUGAGGGACGUCCGAACAGAAAAAAUCUGGAGUACAGCAGCUAUAGUUGGGGUAACGAGGUUCAGAUUGGUAUGAGCCGCAAAACAUUCCUCUGGUUUGAAUUGGCACUGCGCUUGUUUCCGAGAAUCAUGUACAUUACAAAGGGUGAUGAUGACAUCUUCAUGCGUGUGCCGCAGUUUUUAUCGGAUUUACGUUUAUUACCACGAAAAGGAAUAUAUUGGGGUGUCACCAUUCCGCUUGAACUUCAACGAGGUAAUACGAGUGUGAGAUAUCGUAUUGCUGCUGGGUGGUGUUACACCCUCUCAAGGGAUGUUGCUGAACACUUUGUCUCUUACGAGCCAUUGAAGCGUUUAGUACAUCUCCCAUACAAGAAGAAGCGAGAAAGGGGAUUUCUAGCACUCAGUAUGGAUCAUGAAGAUGUCAUGGUGGGCCGUGUGCUGCAAGUUGAAUCUCCAUACACUCCUUUGAUACUAGUAGCUGAUGUGGGGUGUCGAUUCCAAGAUGUUUAUAAUAGUAGUGUAGCAGCCAUUGUAGGCCCAAAGGCCGUUGUGAUACAUCAUUUGCAAGAAGACGAGUAUGCAGUUCUAAUGGAUAGGUUUGGGAAUGGUACAACGUACAGACCCAAAAUGCGGUUUUUGCCAAAGCCGAAUCAAAUCAAAUUUCUCUGUUAA
This is a messenger RNA of Trypanosoma theileri, 1155 nucleotides long. Its product is annotated as UDP-Gal or UDP-GlcNAc-dependent glycosyltransferase. Gene Ontology annotation, cellular component: membrane. Bases 1 to 1155 code for a protein of 384 amino acids. The transcript has a single exon. The record is from RefSeq and is a predicted model, not a curated record. NCBI's taxonomy places the organism in Eukaryota, Euglenozoa, Kinetoplastea, Trypanosomatida, Trypanosomatidae. Gene Ontology annotation, molecular function: hexosyltransferase activity.